GUCGCGGCGGCGCCGAAGAAGCAGAGCAAGCCGUCGGCGGUCUCUGCGGCGAUGCGGGCGGCAAUAACGGCCGCGGCCAACCAGCCAAAGAGGAGCACGAGGCCCAUCCACACUGACGCGGAGAGCGCCUGGAAGGUCGACUAUGGGGACGACUCGGACGAUGAGGAGACGUUCUUCAACUCCGAGAAGAAAGGGUACCGGACUCAAGCGACCAUGGGUGCUUUUGUAGAGGAGACAGCGACGACGACGACGACGAGGCAGAGGACGACUACAAGAGGCAGUGGGCGGAGAUCCGCGGGCACCACAACUGGCGCCAGUUCUCGAAGAAGCGGGCCAGGUAGGACGCCACCUGUGAGCACGCUGGCGCCGACCCCUCGGCGCGUGUUGAGCGCGUCUCCUCCUCCUCAUCCGCCCUGCUUUAUCCUCCUCCCUGUGUCACCCUCGGAUGUUGUGACGGGGCGCGGCGAUGCGCCCCGCGUGUUACUUGACGUGUUUCACUCGGGACCCGCGCAGCGCUCCGUGAGCCUUGUUGGCAGUCCCGCUGGUGCGACCGCCGCCCUCGAACGAGGGAGGCGCCUCUCGCUGGCCAAAGGUCGCCCAAGAGGAGGAGGAGGAGGAGGAGGAGGAGCAGCAGCAGGAGCCAGUCCCGCAGUGGCGGAGCGUAGGCUUCUGCGUGCGUGGGGGGGCGCGUCCCCCACCGACUGAAGGCAGCUCUGGCGGCGAUCCCCGGGGUCUUGACGCGGCUCCGGUGCCGAAAAAACAUCGUCACGGGUCACGACCGCCCGCCCUUCCACGGUGGUGUGGGAGGAGGCAAGGAUUCCAGCAGGUCCCGAUGCCUCUACACGCCUCCCCUGCUGCCUCGGCGGGAUUCGCUUCUCUCUGGA
Messenger RNA from Prorocentrum cordatum, 884 nucleotides. The record is from the annotation of a GenBank genome assembly. Lineage: Eukaryota; Dinophyceae; Prorocentrales; Prorocentraceae.